CUAUAUCGCUACUCGGUUAGGAAUGCCAACAAAUGUUUGGUGUCAAGUUUGUUUUGUUGAUGGUCAAAAUAACUUUGUCAUCAUGUUACCUGAAGACAUAAUAUUGAACUGAAAUCCACACGAGGUAACCAAGGGGACGAUACUAUAUAAACAAAGCAGUUGAGAUACAGAAACCAAGAUGGCUGAUGUUGCCGCGGAAACCAAGUAUUGCUCCAACUGCAAGAAGGACAUAUCAGCAGCCAACUUCACAAUGCAUGAGGUCCACUGUCGGCGCCACAUCGUCCUGUGCGAGCACUGCGAUGAACCGGUGCCGCGGUCUGAGAUGGAGGAGCAUUUCAGUGAGCACCAUGCUACAGUUGCCUGUACUCAGUGUGGUGAGCAGCAGGAGAAGACCCAGCUACAGGAGCACAUGGAGGGCACCUGCAGCAAGAGGCCCCUGCGGUGUGUUUACUGUGAACUAGAGCUGCCUCGGUGUGACCUUAACUCCCAUCAAGACUACUGCGGAACCAGGACAGAGUCCUGCCCAAAGUGUGCCCAGUUCAUAAUGAAGAAGGACCUGCUUCAGCAUGAAGCCAGCAAUUGUGACUACCCAACCCCCAAACCCGCCACAAAUGGCCACGAUGGUGAUAGAGAUCGUGAAAGGUUCGUGGACUUCCCACAAUACGAUUAUGAGUUUCCUGAUGCAGGGUUUGAUAAUGCGUUCGCGAUGGACGAACUAUCCAGGAUGAUGGAGAACACGAGGAUGCAGGGAAGUCUCAACUCCCAGCUGGACAUGGCUGGGUUUGGACGGCCGAGGAAUGCUCCAGGAACACAGAGCAGGUCGUACACCAAUAAUAACACCACACGCACAAGGAAGAGCACAACCAACAGAAAGUCUGAGCUGAACAGACAGAGGCAAAGAGGUACUUGGCGGAGCCGGAUCCCGGUGGUGAAUGAGGACAUUGAUGAGGACCUGAUGCUGGCCAUGCGGCUCCAACACGAGGAGGAUGAGGACAUUGGACAACUCAUCCGUCAGAUCGAGAAGAACUCCCCUCCAGUCCAAACACCAGUCUCGCCAGCCACUUCUCCGGCUAAUGUCAACACUUUCCCUGAUGAUGAUGACUUAAUUCCCUGUGAAUUCUGUGGUGAACCGUUUCCUGUUGACAUCUUGGUUCAACAUCAGAGUGGCUGUGACCCGAUGUCAACUGUCAACUGGAAUGAGGACACCAGCUGGAGGGGGGAGCGGAACAACGAAGUGGAGGGGGGUUCACGGGGAAGGGGCAUAGCAAUACCUGUGAUCAACAACCUGGACAGCCAGUGGCGGGUGCCGGUUCAGGAGAUCCCCAUUCAGAGGGAAUGUUUGGAUGAGGCAGGGGAGGUACUUCUUCCAUGCGAGUUCUGUACGGAGACUUUUCCUUAUGAAUUACUUAUUCAACACCAGUCUGUGUGUGAGUUCAACCCCAACAUGACACCCCGGGUUCAAACCCCUGCAACCCCAUCACAAAGAAAACCUCAUUUGCGCAACAAAAACCUCCUGUCGCUGACUGCCCAAGAAAUGCUGAUGGGUGAAUCAAGGUCACAUCGACACCAGGGUCUUCCAACGUUCGGUGAUGACCCUGAUGACGAGAUCAAUCAUUUACAAGGUGCAAGAAAUGGCGGAAGAUCUCACAACAGUGGUGCUCGGAACAACACCCCAAGUUCCAGAUCUGUUGCUAGCAAAUAUGGUGCACCGGUCAGUCGCUUUGAUGAACAUUUGACAAAAGGGUCAAGGCCAUCCCAAAGGUCACGUGAUGAUGUUAGUGGUCGGACAGCUUAUUCAGACAGGGCUGGUGGGAGAACUGGAAACACGAGACGAGGAAGCGAGACACGGACCCGGAGUACGCUGGAUGAGCUGCUCAAGGAACCAGAUCCGGGUCAAGGUCUGGGUCAAGGUCCGGUAGUCCCUGUAGGAAGCUCAAGGAAGAAGGCAGCAAAAAAUGAGGACAACUUGGUGAAACGCGGAUCUACAUCAACAGGUGCCAAGAAGAAGCCAACACACAGCACCAGUGCCUCUACCCGUGACGUCAUGCGGGAACUCAGCCGUCCAACCAAUACACAACACAAGCCCAGCAGGAGAAGAACAAAUGGGAGCCUCAAUGAAGAUGAUGCUCCACCAUUUCCAAUCCAGGCUGUAAGUCAAGCUCGUCCCAGGAAUCGCACCAACCAGGUGUUCAACGCUGAGGUCAGGGGUCAUAAUAGUGAAACCAGGAGGAAACCUUCCAGUCGGAGACCUUUUGAAGAGGAUGAUGAUAAUAUAUGAAGCCAAUCAAGAUGUCAAUCCUGCGAUGACCUGUCAGCUUCUUAGUAGCAAAUAUUUUGCAUUUGUUGAGUGUAGCAUUGCAGUCAUGUACAGGUGAAGUUGAAGGUCAUGUAGACUGACGUUGAAUGUCAUCUUCAUUGCUUCGCGUUUGUAUACGCUAAGUUACCAUCAUCUGGCUCUUUGGACUUGUUUGGGAGGCAUUUAGAAUUUGGGGCACUAAGGAAGGAUAACAAUAUAUGGAUGAACAACUAUUGGUUUAUGGGUUGCUGGCACAAAAUACUGAGAAAAUCUGGAAAAAAUAGUAAAAGUUACAAAACAAUUUAUCGUAACAGACACACAGACAUUAGUUUGCUGAGCUGUUUGUUUUUGGAAAUUAUGUGCAUGCAUGCUUCAUUGGCUGGCAAUCGUAGGUUUUCACAGAUUAGGAGAGGACUCGCUAGUGUUCAGUUAGUACAUUUUGGCUUUAAAUCAUGGGCUGAUGGUAAACAGAUGUAUGUCACCACAACACCAUCCCAUCAACAUCGUCACCACAACAUGCACGUCAGCCUGAUGUAUUCAUGAGGGAUGGAGGUGAAGUGAAGUGUUUAAGUGUAAUGCUGUGUUCAAAAUUAUUACACUGAUGUAGCGACAUGCAUGCUGCCUGUGUGCAUUUGUGUGUCUGUGUGUGUGGUGGAAUUCCUGCUUGUUCUAGUCCAGAUUUAUGCCAUUUUAAUAGUGCUAGCCCACGGAGAUAUAAUGCUGCCACAGUUUUACACUGAUACACUACUCCAGCACAGACUAUGUACUUGUCCAAUCGUCUAUGCUUAAAGCCCUUUAAUGCUGAUUUCCAGACAUCCAGAGUCUAUUGUCUUGACCUGGACAGGGAUCAAACUCUGUCACUUGUGAUUCGUGAAGAUCAGGGUUGGAAUUGAUCUUCAGCAACCCAUGCUUGUCGUAAGAGGCGACUAGCGGUAUCAGGGCCCUUAUUCUUGAAG
Molecule: messenger RNA, 3252 nt
Organism: Haliotis rubra (blacklip abalone)
Lineage: Eukaryota; Metazoa; Mollusca; Gastropoda; Lepetellida; Haliotidae
Product: TRAF-type zinc finger domain-containing protein 1-like
Exons: 12
Coding region: 179-2278 (699 amino acids)
Molecular function (GO): zinc ion binding
Source: RefSeq, a predicted model, not a curated record